Messenger RNA from Fusarium vanettenii 77-13-4, 1333 nucleotides. RefSeq lists its product as uncharacterized. Lineage: Eukaryota; Fungi; Ascomycota; Sordariomycetes; Hypocreales; Nectriaceae. Bases 1 to 1296 code for a protein of 431 amino acids. Gene Ontology annotation, biological process: regulation of DNA-templated transcription. Gene Ontology annotation, molecular function: DNA-binding transcription factor activity, RNA polymerase II-specific; zinc ion binding. The transcript has 2 exons. The record is from RefSeq and is a predicted model, not a curated record.
AUGCCUCGUCGAAGUCGUGGCUGUGCUGCCUGUAGGCGUCGCCGCAUCGGCUGCGACGGGGAGCUUCCAGUCUGCCGACAAUGCCGCAUCACGAAUCGGCAAUGCUCAGGUCCAUUGCAAGGCGCCUUGGUCAUCGAUCAGACAGACCGCAUCAUAUUCAAGAACCGACCAAAGCCAGAGAUGAUACACCAGCCUUCCAACCAGUCCAUGUUUGCUCACGCCUUCAUUAACGAGUUCAUCUCGUUCAUCACUGCGAGAAGCGAACAAGCACGUCGUCAAUCGUGGCUUACAGAGCUGCAAAGCGGAUCCAUGGCAGAGCAAGGGCCUGCCCUUGAACUAUCGAUGCAGGCGACAGCUUUGGCUUACUGCGGGACUGUUUCGGGCAAUCCAGCUGCUGUUAGGGAGGCCUGUAACAUCUACGGCAGAGCCCUCACAAAGCACUCAAGAUCCCUCACUCAUGACUUGAGUUCACCCAAGGCGGCAUCUCUCGGGACUUGUGUGAUGCUGUCCUUUUUCGAAGCCAUCUGUUCUACGAAUCCUAUUGCAUACGGUACGCAUCUUCAGGCAGCGAAGAAGAUGCUUGCUCUCAUGCCGUGUGUGGCUGGUCAUAAAGACGAGCUGGUCAUUUGGCAACUAGGCCAACACGUACAAUCUCAGUCGUUGUUCGUCAUGCUUUCAACACCAGAUCAAUAUCUGCAACAUGCACCAGUACCAGCUUGCUGGACAAAGAUGGCUGAGAACGAGGAACAUCCCGCAACGAGCCAGCAGGGCGUUGACCGUUUGAUGUAUGAUCUCUUCUUUCUCACAGACGUUCUUGUUCGGAGAUCAUACACCACCGAAACAGAAAUUCUCUUGAAUGCAGACAUAAUUCCUGAGCUCGACCAAUUAUGGCUCGAGUUCAAGGAGCAAGCCACGCAACUAGGAGAGCUUAUCCAGUGGCCGGUCCCUUCUGGAGCCCAAUACCACGAUCCAUUCAUUGCCAUGGUUGUUGCUUACUUUGGAGCUUCCUGGGUCCUGCUAAGUAUUCUCGGCCCUCAAAUAUCUAACCGUCAACUAGGGGAGUCGUGCGAUGCCAUCCUCGAGUCAUCUCGCUUCCUUGGGGGCAAAAAUCUAGGUUGCGCGCAUCUACGCAUGUUCUUCCCCCUGACUCUUGUGGCCAUGCAUGGACCUUGUAGUGCGCAGAGGGAAGCAGCAGAUAGACUCUUAGGGCAGCGGAUUCAGAGCACGGCUUUCAAGGGCAUGGGGUCUGUGGCGAUCGGCCGGGUUCAGUCUAGCAGGGUAUUGUACCAUGCAUGAUCACAGCAAAGUAAUAUCACAACUUUAUUCAGUACCC